AUGUCCCCACCGGAGCUGCAAAGAGGCAGAGAGAAUAAUCCAACGUUCGAGCUCAAAAUCAUAUCAGCCAAUGAUGUCAGGCAUAUCAAUGCAACAUACAAGAUGGACGUGUACGCCGUCGUUUCAAUAACGGGCAGCACUAUUCAACAGAAACAAUCAGCCAAGACACCCAUUGACUUUAACGGAUGUUCCAAUCCGACGUGGAACCAUACCGUCAAGUUCUUCAUCGACGAGGAAACAGUCCAUUUGACCCUAAAGGUCAAGUUAUUUAGCUACUGGCUAGAAGAUGAAAAUGACCUUUAUUUGGGACAAGUUAACAUCUCGGUUCAGGAGCUUCUUGCUUCAAACCCGGUUCAACCGUUAAACAACGGUAAGAAUGAUAAACUCAAGUUAGUGACUUACCCCGUACAAGUCACGGAGGGUUACAAAGGAACGUUGAGCUUCUCAUACCGGUUUACCCCGCCAGCACAACAUGAUGAUCUGUCUCCUUCGGCCCCACACUACUCUCUUUCGUUUGGUCAACCCGUUUACCCAAAUCUGGAUCUAGCAAGUUCAUGUCAGCAUAUUUACCUAAAUCCGGAUUCAGCGAGUUUAGGCCAGUCCGUUUACUUAAGUACGAAUCCAACAAGUUCAGGUCAGCAUGUUUACCUAGAUCGGGAUCCAGCGAGUUUAGGUCAGCCUGUUUCCCUAAAUACGGAUCCAGCAAGUUCAGGUCAGCAUGUUUACCUAGAUCAGGAUCCAGCGAGUUUAGGUCAGCCUGUUUCCCUAAAUACGGAUCCAGAAAGUUCAGAUCAGCAUGUUUACCUAAAUCCGGGGCCAGCGAGUUUAGGUCAGUCCGUUUACCUAAAUUCGGAUCCAACAAGUUCAAGUCAGCCCGUUUACCUAAAUCCGGAUCCAGCGAGUUUACGUCAGCCUGUCAUGCUUUCCCCUCAAUUUCAAACCAGUAUGCCGAAACUGAAACUGAUGCUUGUGAUCAAAUCCGCUAAAGACAUAAAAAGUGUCAACAUAGGUAACGACAUGAACGUAUACGCUUCGGUUAUGAUCCGUGAGGGUAACAAAAUUAGAACUAAAGAUACAGCCAAUACCCCUGUCACCUAUUGCACAUAUAAAAACCCGAGAUGGGACCAUGAAGUUGAGUUUUGUCUCGACCAGAAGUUAGUUCAGGAGGGACGCUUGACCCUCGUUGUGAAACUAAUUGGCGUGCGAACGUUGCUUGGGGAAAAAGGCAUUGGUGUAGUCGUUGUCCCGAUUCAGGAGCUUUAUGGAUUAAACCCACCGUCUCCUCUGCCAUCUAACGGUGAUGAUAAUAAUGGUAUGAGUUUGAUGACCCGGGAUGUGACGGUUUCUUCAGGCAAAAAAGGAACAUUGAGCUUCACAUAUAAGUUUCUUGCGGAGCAAGCUUCCCAACAGUUUUUUAUGUAUCCUAGUCAAGGAACCUCCGGUUACGCAGUUGUUCAGCCUGGAGAAAAUGCCGUCCCGAGCAACGGUCAAUUACCAAUUUAUAUGCCACCACAAUAUCCUCAGCCGCUCCACCAGCCACAUCAGUCACAAGGAUACCAACAACAUUUACCAACGCAGCCACAUAAGCCGCAGUCUCAAAACCAACAACUCCACCACCCACAAAUGCAUACACAAUCACAGUCACUUUCGUACCAGCAAAGCUCUCCAUCACAACACCAAGUGCAGCCACAACCACUGGCACAUCAGCUUCCACAAACGCAACAACCAGAGCCACAAACACAAGGCGAAAAACCGGCAAGGAAGCCACAAGGAGGGAGUACUGCGGCGCUAGGACUAGGGGCGGCGUUUGUGGGAAGAGUAAUAGGUGGGGCUUUAAUGGGUGAACUGAUGUCGGAUGAAGUAACAAUGCAUGAAGCUUGA
Messenger RNA from Eruca vesicaria subsp. sativa (arugula), 1881 nucleotides. Lineage: Eukaryota; Viridiplantae; Streptophyta; Magnoliopsida; Brassicales; Brassicaceae. The record is from the annotation of a GenBank genome assembly.